Messenger RNA from Nicotiana tabacum (common tobacco), 690 nucleotides. Its product is annotated as serine/threonine-protein phosphatase 7 long form homolog. Gene Ontology annotation, biological process: meristem development; meristem maintenance. The record is from RefSeq and is a predicted model, not a curated record. Lineage: Eukaryota; Viridiplantae; Streptophyta; Magnoliopsida; Solanales; Solanaceae.
AUGUCUUCGGACAGAUGGGAGGGGAAGUGUUUGGCCCAGACAUUCCGCGCUAGACGGAUAGACGAUAUGUGGGACUUUCUUAGCGCCCACCUACUCCAUCCUUGUAUAGUCAGACGCCUUCUGGAUACGGGUUUCUAUAGGAUCAUAGAGAUCGGCCGGUUGCAAUUGGACUGGUCGUUGAUCACGGCUUUGAUAGAGCGGUGGCGACCGGAGACGCACACAUUUUAUUUAUCCAUUGGCGAGGCUAUUAUCACGCUUCAGAACGUGGAGGUUCUGUAUGGGCUGCCGGUUGAUGAACAUCCUAUAGCUUAUCCGCAUGCUCUCAGAGAAUAUACGGGAUUGUCGUACCUGGAGAUGUUGCGGCGGCUCACCGGUUUCCAGCCAACGGAAGAGGCUACAUUUAGUGGGUAUAGUCGUUUGCAGUUGACGCCAGUCCGACUGCAUCUGGAGGCGAUGAAUGCGGACAUUACAGAUGAUAUACUGGAUCUUCAUAUUGACCGGUACACGAGAUUGUUGAUGUUGCUUAUGUUUAGUGUGGCAUUGUUCCCAAACACUUCGGAAAACCUAGUCAGCUUGAGAUUUCUUCAUCAUCUUAAGCGGUUAGAUGAUUUACCUGGUUACAGCUGGGGUGCAACUAUUCUAGGUUACUUGUAUAGGCAGAUAUGUCGGGCGAGCAUAGGCACCCAGUGA